UAUAAAUACAUGAUGUGACUAGAGUUGCCCUGCAUCCACACCAACUCAAAUUAUGAUUUCACUGGACAUCACAAGCUAAGGAGCGUUUAGAACUUUGCAUGACUGGUCUUGGGGGGUAUGUGCACAUGGCACUACGAAUGCACUUGAGCUCACUUCGAAUCUGUUAGCAUGGGUAGCAGAAGUAGGAAAGCCAUGUUAGCAUGGUGGUCUGCCUAGGCUAAUAGUCCCUGCAUCACUGCAGGGCUAAUUAAGCCUUUUCAGAGCAAUGUACUAAGGUAGUUGUACCGCAUGCUGUUAUCUGGGGUAGUUCAGUUAGAGCUUGUCCAUGUACCACUCCAUGACAUUGUAAUAGGUGAUGCUGACAUGCCUUUGAACUCAAACCUAAAGCUCUGUUGAAAGUGUUGCUGAUGACUGCAUUAGCUUCAUUCUUCCCUUUUAUACCAGUUAAUAACUAAUGGUAGUUUAAAACCUUCAUAGGGUAAUAACUAGAAGGAAGAACAAAGAUGCUGGAGUCCAAGCUGGCUGACAUCUUCAAAAAUCCCUUCAUAAAGAUUGCUGUUGUGGAGCAGGGGGGAAAGGGUUCUAAGAGGGCAUUGCACUUGAUUCCUACAGAUCAUGUUAGUGAAGAUAGUGUGUCUUUCUGUUGAAAUCAAUGGAAAUAUGAUUGGACCUGAUGUGUGACUAUUCUUUGGAGCACAUCACAGGAUAAUGUAAAAAAUAGAACAAAAAAACAUUUCCAGCAGUGUUCCUCUCCUAAGGUCAGGGUUAACUUCGUGUGCCAACUAUAACAUCAUGAAGAGCUAAUGGAGAGUGGCUGUGACCAAAGAUAGAUGUUCUGACAACUUGGGUCUUCUGGCUUCCAUUGCACUUCUAAGUUCUCUCUCAAUUGUUGUGUAGACACUACGGACAUAGCUAGGAUGGCCUCAAACUCAGGGCUACCACCAUACUAUGAAAAUCACGGCUAUGAGCCAGAAAGUUUCUGUAAUUCUAGGCACGUUGUAAACACUAACGGCUAUCCACAGUACACUCCUACAAGCCAUCCUGCAUCAGUGCCACAUUAUGUUCCAAGUGUUCCUCCUCAACAUCCAGCUACAGUGGUAGUACAGCCAAAGCCUUCAUCUGAGAAACUGUGCACAUCAGGUGUUAAGAAAACCUUAUGCAUUGUCUUAGCUGUUGCAGUAAUCCUCACAGGUGCAGUAGUUGCAGCACUCCUUAUCUGGUAUUUUGUGCAGGAUCCGUGUUUGGAUUCUUCAAUAGAAUGUGGGUCUUCAGGGCAAUGUGUGCCAUUAUCCCAGUGGUGUGACGGACACUUCAACUGUCCUAAUGGUGAAGAUGAAAACCGAUGUGUUAGGCUCUAUGGACCCAAUUUCAUUCUGGAGGUCUACUCAUCAGAGAACAAAUCCUGGCAUCCUGUAUGCGCAGAUGACUGGAAUGAUGACUAUGGAAAGACAGCAUGUAAAGACAUGGGGUAUAAUGUAAAUACUUAUUUCUCUAGUGGGAGAACAGCAAUUGAGAAAGGAGCUAAAAGCUUUCUGAGACUGAACACAAGUGCUGGGAAUAUAGACUUGUACAAGAGAUUGUAUAACAGUGAUUCCUGUGCAUUGGGGACAGUGGUUUCUCUGCGCUGCAUAAAGUGUGGCUAUUCCAGUAAGAACCUGACGCCUAAAGGCAGAAUAGUGGGUGGAAGUGCUGCAUCGCUGGGGCAGUGGCCAUGGCAGGUCAGCCUUCAUAUCCAGAACAAUCAUGUAUGUGGAGGCUCCCUCAUCACCCCCGAAUGGGUAGUGACAGCAGCACACUGUGUGGAAGGACAGCUUUCGGAUCCAUAUUACUGGAAAGUUUUUGCUGGGAUUCUAACGCAGGAUGAAAUCCGUACGAGAAAUGGACACAGAGUACAGAAAAUAAUUCCACAUCCAAAUUACAAUACAGAGACUAAAGACAAUGACGUUGCCCUUAUGAAGUUACAGACAUCAGUGAGUUUUACAGAUUUGGCAGCACCAAUUUGUCUGCCAAACCCUGGAAUGAUGUUCCAUCCUAAUCAGUCAUGCUGGAUAUCUGGAUGGGGAGCCCUACAACAAGGAGGUAAAACCUCAAAUUUUUUGAAUGCUGUGAUGGUGCCUUUGAUAGAGCGUUCCAGAUGUAACGCUAGGUUCGUCUAUAAUGGCCUCGUUUUGCCUACUAUGAUAUGUGCUGGAUAUCUAGAAGGACUAAUUGAUUCCUGUCAGGGCGACAGUGGAGGCCCUUUAGUAACAGCGAAGAACUCUGUGUGGUGGCUAGUUGGUGACACAAGCUGGGGAACUGGCUGUGCCACUCGCAAUAGACCUGGAGUUUAUGGAAAUAUGACCAUGUUUACAACUUGGAUUUACAGAAACAUGCAGGGAAACAGAUGAUGGUAUCUUCCGUUCUUGCUGAACCGUGCUUUCAGGAACAAUCCUAAGUGAUGUUUGGCUACCUUGAAUGUCUAACUACUGUAUUUACUUUUUGCGAGUGAUUUUUUUUUUUCUUUUCCUUCCCCUGUAC
Gavialis gangeticus (Gharial) is the source of this 2517-nucleotide messenger RNA. RefSeq names its product transmembrane protease, serine 2 (gene TMPRSS2). The transcript is spliced from 15 exons. Gene Ontology annotation, biological process: protein autoprocessing. The coding region runs from base 918 to 2387 and encodes 489 amino acids. Gene Ontology annotation, molecular function: serine-type endopeptidase activity; protein binding. Lineage: Eukaryota; Metazoa; Chordata; Crocodylia; Gavialidae. Gene Ontology annotation, cellular component: membrane. The record is from RefSeq and is a predicted model, not a curated record.